Messenger RNA from Chara braunii, 1549 nucleotides. NCBI's taxonomy places the organism in Eukaryota, Viridiplantae, Streptophyta, Charophyceae, Charales, Characeae. The record is from the annotation of a GenBank genome assembly.
GGAGUGGCUCGAUGGGUAGGUGCUUGGAUUGGCUUGGUGGGUAGGUGCUUCAGGCUGUCUCUUAUACACAUCUAGAUGUGUAUAAGAGACAGGUUCAUUGCUCUGCACGCAUGCCACCUGGCCGGUGCUCGCAUCCGACGUGGAAGGAGGAAGGGGUUGAAGAGGCUUCGACAAGGCGCUUCGGCGAGCAAAGGGAUGGGGGAUGAAGACAGUCGGGGUUGUUAGGGUUUCGGGAUGGGGAGGGGGGGAUACGGAGGAGGGAGUGGAAUGCAGCACAACGUCCACCACAGGUUUGAUCCAAAUCUGUAUUCACAUCUCCCUCCUCACCAACAGCCUUUGCCUGACGACACGACGUGGUCACCCCCUCCAUCGACAUUGGAUCUGGCAUGGGGGUCGACACAGACGUCUUACAACACACCAGCACGAGUAGAAAGCACGGGAGGGGGUGUGGGUCCCAUGUCCGCAUUGCUGGGCGAAACGCGGGGUGGAGGCCGUCUUCCAUUCGAUUUGCAACUCUCACCGGCGACCACCAUGGACGUGUCUAGAACGAUCCUCGUCCAGCAGAGUGGACAUGGUGGCGGCACCAGCACGCAGACAAUGCAUGCCAUCGACCUUGACGACGGGAUGUCAAUGCAUCGACCGAACCACGUGUCAAGGCCUGCGCCGAGCCAAGCCGGACCUGCUGCCAGCGUGUCGUAUCACCAACCUACGGCAGGCACGACCAUGCAGGAACGGAGGCCUGAUCUGGGCGGUGUUGCGGAAUCCCCUCGAUGCGUGGAGCGUAUUGUCUGCCGCUUCAAUAGCUUGCGGGCGACCAGCGACGGUGAUGGAGCACGACCGAACGGUGGUGCCAGCGAGGCGGACCGCAUCGACGUUGAAGACGGCGAUGGUCACGACUAUGAGGAAGACAAAGCUUCGGUCAAGGAAGCAGCCUCCAACGGGACGAAAAAGAAAGCUUCCAAAGGUCGUGGGAAAGCAAAUGGAAAGGAUAAGGAAGGUGAUAGAAACGACGAGGGUGGCGGGAGCAGUGCGCGGGGGAACUGGAAUUUGAACGAGUCCCUCGUUCUUGUCCGGUGCAAGAGAGACCAAGAUGACUACUUUGCUAAUGUGGGAACCAACUUUGCUAGAACGAAAACCAAGGACCAGAAGUGGAUGGACAUCGCUAAGCGGAUGGAGAAGGAAGGAGUUCGGCGGGAUGGGGAGCAAUGUAUGAAGAGGUGGGAGAACAUAUUCGGGUGGUACAGGAAAGUGUGGGACAGGGAGAAGGACUCGAGACUGCAAUCGUACUUCCUCAUGAGCACGAAAGCACGGAAGGAGAAAGGGUACAGGUUCAAUCUAGACCGCACUCUGUAUGACGCGAUCCACAUCAUGCAGGGGAACAACCAGGUCGUUCACCCGCCGAAUCUCGUGGACGCAGGCAACAGACAAGGACAACAACCACAACUCCUCUCGUCGUCUUCUACCGCGUGUCGAACAAGCUGAUGUCCCCUGCCUGGUCGGAUCCUCCGUAGGGGACCACCAUCCACAUUCUUGGCGAGUAGCCGUUAUC